Molecule: messenger RNA, 3916 nt
Organism: Owenia fusiformis
Lineage: Eukaryota; Metazoa; Annelida; Polychaeta; Sabellida; Oweniidae
Source: the annotation of a GenBank genome assembly
UGCUAUGACGCCAUCUUGUCUUAUUUUUAGAACCGUAAGCGAGAAGUGGACGUUUUAAAGAAUAUCAAGAUAAAUAUACAGUUUUAGUAUGGAUAACUUUAAUGAUAAGUAUAUAAUAUAAUGGAUAGAAGUUUCAGUCUACUAUGCAUCAAGUAUCUAUCGAAUAAGCGUCACUUUUAUCAUUGUAAAAUCAUUUCUGAAAUCGGAUGAUUUUUUCAAAUUUCUGACUUGUUCCAACUUUCAAACAUGACUUUUUAGUUUUCAAACUAUAACAGAGAGUGGAUACUAUACAUUUUAUACCUAGACGCUAGAAUGCAUUUCAAAAUAACAAUGAAAGAAAUAACUGGACUUUUUGUGUGUGGAUUUAUUUUGUUAAAAAUCAUUGAUGCGGCACAAUACACAGACAAAUGGGCAGUAGAAAUAGAUGGAGGUGAAGAUGUUGCACGCAAGCUAGCACUUGACCAUGGAUUUAGAUACGUAGGACCAAUAAUGCCCGGAUUUUAUACUUUUCAACACAGAAGAGUUUUACGUCGAUCAACCAACCCCAGUAGCCAUCAUCAUCGAACUCUUAUAAAACAUCCUCAGGUCCACUGGCUGGAACAGCAGGUAGUUAAACGAAGAGUAAAGAGGGAUGUAUUUUUUAAUGACCCCAAGUGGCCAAAGCAGUGGUACCUGAAUCGUGCGCCAAGUGGAGGAUUAGAUAUGAACGUGCAAGGCGCUUGGGCCAUGGGGUACACUGGGAAGGGUAUCGUCGUCUCCAUACUUGAUGAUGGUAUUGAAAAAAAUCACCCUGACUUGGCAGAAAAUUAUGACCCAGGUGCCAGCUAUGACGUCAACAGCCAUGACCCAGAUCCGCAACCUAGAUACGACUACACCAAUGAAAACAGGCACGGAACUCGGUGUGCGGGUGAAGUUUCAGCGGCCAAAAAUAACGUUUGUACUGUUGGUGUAGCUUAUAAUGCAAAAAUAGGAGGUGUCCGUAUGUUGGAUGGUGAUGUCACAGAUUCAGUAGAAGCUGAAGCACUCAGCUUGAACCCGAACCAUAUUGAUAUCUACAGCGCUUCUUGGGGUCCGGAUGAUGACGGGAGAACUGUCGAUGGCCCUGCAGCUCUCGCCAGGAAGGCAUUCUCAGAUGGCGUAACUAAGGGUCGUGGAGGAAAGGGGUCCAUAUUUGUUUGGGCAUCGGGAAAUGGUGGUCGUGACGGAGAUUCAUGCAACUGCGACGGCUACACCAACAGUAUUUAUACACUGUCAAUCAGCAGUGCCUCUGAAAAGGGCAACAUUCCGUGGUAUUCAGAGGCCUGUAGUUCAACGCUUGCUUCUACAUAUAGUAGCGGGUCAGGCAGCGAGAAACAAAUAGUAACUACAGACCUUAGGAAGGAAUGUACAGAAACACAUACAGGGACUUCAGCCAGUGCUCCUCUAGCAGGGGGCAUUUGUGCCCUGGCCUUACAGGCAAACCCUGGCUUAACAUGGCGGGACAUGCAACAUAUUGUAGUGAUGACCGCACGUCCUGAGGGCCUGCACUCCACUGACUGGGUUACCAAUGGGGUGGGGCGUAAAGUGAGUCAUUCUUUUGGUUACGGUCUAAUGGACGCCUCUAAUAUGGUAGGGCUGGCGCUCAACUGGACAAAUGUGCCAGAACAGCAUAUAUGUGAGAUACCCAGUGGAGAUAAAAAUAAACAGAUUCCUGUAAAUGGGCGUCUGCGGGCGGCUGUGUCGAGUGACAGCUGUCAGGGGAGUCCCCAACACCACGUGCGAUAUCUGGAGCACGUCCAGGCACGUAUAACUUUGCAGUCAAAUCGUCGUGGAGAUCUCACAAUCUUCUUGACAUCACCCAUGGGGACUCGAGCCACCCUAUUGGCUAAGAGAGUCAGGGACACAUCCCGAGAAGGCUUCUCUAAUUGGGCGUUUAUGAGCACCCACACUUGGGGCGAAAACCCAGAUGGAACCUGGGAGCUGGAAAUAGAAAAUUCAGGCAGUACAUGUAAACGCCGAUCCUGGUCUUAUUCUUGCUACAACAACCCAUCUGAUACAGCUCAUUCAUCGGAGUUAAACAGCUGGACUCUGGUGCUCUAUGGAACGGAUCAAAUCCCUCUUUCAACCCCUCGUCCAACCACAACUCCCCCUACAACAACACCCACAACCUCACCUCCAACCACAUCCACUACUUCACCUUCAACCACUACUACCUUAAAGACCACUUCCACUCCGAAACCCACUACCCUGAAAUCCACGACCAUCACCCCAAAGACAGACCUUACCCCCAAGCCUACCCAAAAUACAACCCCCCUUGUCAAGAUUUCAACUGAGAAAUCAGUUACUUACAAAGUAGCGAGCGAACCUUCCGUGGUCACCAGUACACAGACGAGCCCCGUAGAAACACCUACAGCCAAGUUAAAGAAUUGGACUUUAGUGCUCUACGGCACAUCUACUCACCCACAGAGCUCUAGCACAGUAAAGACGAGCACAUCUUCGGUGCCAACAGAAAAACCACCAUAUAUAAACUGUGCGGGUAUGAACCUUAGUGAUGGAACCUGUAUAGAAUGUCUUUCCGGGAUGUUUCUCUACAAGAACAAAUGUUUAAUGAAGUGUCCAUCUGGUACAUUUGGAACAUUCAUCAUUGUCAAGGGAGGAAGUUUAGAAAAUAGAACAGUCGAAAUGGCUGUUUGUAAAGUUUGCCCAGAGGGGUGCAACCUAUGCAAAGGGAAUAACCCAACUGAUUGCUUAACAUGUAAAGAAGGUUACAAAAUGGAGAAAAAUGCAUGUAUUCAACAGUUAAUAAUGGGCUUCCUCGAUCCAAAGAUGAUCCCAAUGUACAGUAUUGCGCUGUUUUUCUGCAUCACAGCCAUUCUACUUUUCUUCAUUAUCUUCGGCUUGCUGCAUUUAAGGGUACACCAAAAGAUGUGCUUCGUGGAGAAGGAACCACGAAUUGAAGACAAAAAUGGGAAGGGGGGAUACGACGCAUUGACUGUAAAAUAUGAAAAUGGUGAUUCAAAACAUAACGGAGAUAAUCACCAUUUGUUAUUGUCAGAGUCUGAAUCUGAUUUAGAAUUUGAAACUGCAAUUAAACAAUGAUAUUAGGUGUGGUGAAAUUUUCAAUGUCCAUCAAUUUUUUUCAUUCAAGUAAAUCUUGUCACCUAUUGUCGAUAUAAUAAAUAAACAGUCUGGAUAAUAUGCCUUUACUAAUAAUUAUUUGUUAACAAUUCCUAAUAAAUCUUUCAGAAACCUCCCUUGUUUAAUAAUUCGUUUCUUCAAAUUCUUUCAAUUACACAAGUCCUAUUGCAAUUUUUAGAGUUUUUAGACUUGAAUAAAACAAAGAAGAACCUUUUUGACCUAAAACUCUACUAAUUUUUGACAAUAAUCAACUGUCGAUGGGAUGUCCAUAUGUGUUAUGGGUUACUCAUUAUAGAAAGUAUAUUAAAACUUCAAAUACACAAGUUUUAUUUGGACUCAAUUGACUUUAUCUUAUUUAAUGACUGGCUUUUAAUUUUACUUUUUUGGAUGGACAUUGAAAAUUUCAUUCCACACCAUCUCAAUUCAUGUACAUCAUAAAAAUACUAUAUUCUACAAAAUCAUGGAGACAAUUAUAAAUUAGCCAAUAGAGUAAUUAAAUUAUUUCAAUUCAAAGGUUACAAUUGUAAAAUUGCUGUCAAACUAACUUGUAUAUAGUUGGUUCAUAAGGACCCAAGCAGUAACAUGUGGACCAACAUUAUCUGGACCAUGAGUUAGUGGACCAACAAAAUCAGUAUUUCCUUAGUUUACAAUGUUGCUCGGGUCAUGUUGAUUUUUAGCAGUCUCUAAAGUUAAUAAUAUUCUACGUCUGCUCAUGCUUAUUGAACUCAUUUCUCUCUAAAAUUUGUAAAAGUGUUUGAUUUUCUUGCAUUUCUAUAUAAUUUAGAGUGUUAACUACAUG